AUGUGUGCAGGUAAGGAGAUGGUGGACUACAUCACCAGGUACCUGACCACCAUCAGAGAGAGGAAGGUGAUCCCCAGCCCUGAGGUGAAGCCGGGCUAUAUGAGAGAGCUGUUGCCAGACAGCGCCCCCGCCGAAUCUGAGGACUGGGACCGCAUCUUCACGGACAUCGAGAAGAUCAUCAUGCCUGGGGUGGUUCACUGGCAGAGUCCACACAUGCAUGCAUACUACCCAGCCCUGACCUCCUGGCCCUCCAUGCUGGGAGACAUGCUGGCCGAUGCCAUAAACAACAUCGGCUUCACCUGGGCGUCCAGCCCGGCGUGCACAGAGCUGGAGAUGAACGUGAUGGACUGGUUAUGUAAAGCCCUGGGUCUGCCCUCCUUCUUUCUCCAUCACCACCCUGACAGCACUGGAGGAGGCAUACUGCAGGGUACAGUCAGUGAGAGCACCCUGGUGGCUCUGCUGGCGGCCAGGAAGUCCAGGAUCCAGCAGGUGAAGAGGACAGAGAGCGACGGAGACCUGGACGACUCAGUGGUCAACUCCAGACUGGUGGCGUAUGCAUCAGACCAGGCCCAUUCCUCAGUGGAAAAGGCGGGUCUGAUCUCCCUGGUGAAGAUCCGGUUCCUCCCGACUGAUGACUGUUUCUCCCUCAGAGGUGACACUUUAAGGCGGGCCAUCCAGGAGGACAGGAGAAGAGGACUGGUCCCUACAAUGCUGUGUGCCACAUUGGGAACCACGGGGGUGUGUGCCUUCGACGACCUCUCAGAGCUGGGACCAGUGUGUGCCGAGGAAGGCCUCUGGCUACAUGUGGACGCAGCGUACGCCGGCUCAGCUUUCAUCUGCCCAGAGCUGAGAGGUCCCCUGCGAGGCAUAGAGUACGCCGACUCCUUCGUGUUCAACCCCUCCAAAUGGAUGAUGGUCCACUUCGACUGCACCGCUUUCUGGGUGAAGGAUAAGUUCAAGCUCCAGCAGACCUUCAGUGUUGACCCCAUCUACCUCAGACAUGAAAACUCAGACCAAGCCACCGACUUCAUGCAUUGGCAAAUCCCUCUAAGUCGACGGUUCCGUUCAAUAAAGUUAUGGUUUGUGAUGCGUUCCUUCGGACUGAAAAACCUUCAGGAGCACAUCAGACACGGUGUAGAGAUGGCCAAGCUGCUGGAGUCCCUUGUUAAGUCUGACCCUAACUUCGACAUGCCUGCUGAGAGGCACCUUGGGCUGGUGGUUUUCUGUCUUAAGCGAGGAAACGACUUGACUCAGGAGUUGCUACGGCGACUGACACAGUCCGGCACCAUGUACCUCAUCCCCGCUGACAUUGACAGGAAACGCAUCAUCCGCUUCACCGUGACUUCACAGCUAACCACCUCAGAGGACAUCCUCAGGGACUGGGCCAUCAUUCACAAAAUGGCUGUUGAACUUCUGGCUGAGAAAGAGGUGGUCAGUAAAUUGCAGCAGGUGCCGCAACCUUCAGUCAGAAACACUGUCAAGAAGCAUUCAGAAACACCCAGCGACCCAAAGAAUCACAAUUUAACAUUCACAGCAGUCGCAGAGUGCAAGGCUGCUUCUGUCCUGAUUAGAGAAUCAGACGAGAUUCAGAAGGCCAUCAGUGACACAGAAGAGCCAUUUAAAACACCCAGAAAGCUAGGGACUGACUCUGCCCCGACCACCGAGAAUCCAGGGACAGCUGCCAGAGACAGCUCUGAGGAGAUCACCAGUCCUUCUGCUUCCAGAGUUCCAAGGGCCCAACCAAAGCUUCAUCUGGAUGGAGAACCUCAGUUCUGGAUCCACAUGCACAGUUCUGGAUGUUCCCAUGAAAAGGUAGAGCCUGACAACAGGGUUAGUAGGACAGUGCGCUCUCUGAGCUGCAGCAGUGAGCCCUUAACUGGCCCCAUUAAGCCCUUAUCUGGCCCUGUUAAGCCUGAAUUCAACACAGACCCGUUUUGUAAGCCUACCACCGAGGCUCCCUCCAGGUCCAUUAUUGUCUCCCAGCCUGCACAUAAAGACCCAGACUUCGCCAGUCCCCAGAACGAUGCCCAGACCAGGCUUGUCUCCUCCAGCCCCAGCUCCUCAGGCCCGGGUCUCCUGUUGAGGAUCCCGAAGAGGCCAUCCCUGACCAAUCCCAAUCAGCUGGGCAAACGGGUCCUGACGAAGCUCACCAAGUUCUACAGUAUGCCCAGUUUCUGCCAGCUGUGUGUGCAGUGUAGGCACUUCCAGGUGUGUUGCCCUGUCAGCGGUCUUCAUCUGGCACCGAAGACCAGAACCUCUGCAGGGUGCAGGAGACUCAGCUCCUCUGUGCUGUGAGAAGUGUAAUGAAAAUGCCUAGUAGAUUCCACAGUCUGUGACGAACCACGGCUCAUCACCACAGUGUCCUAUCCAAGUGGGUGUUGUUUACACACUGGGAAUGAUUCAGAUAUGGCGUGCCUAGCAUAAUAACCUCCAUCAGAUCAUACGAACUCACCACUCUGCCUGACUCUCCGUGUGUGGACACCAGUUGGGUGUGAGCCUGUGAUCACGUCCGCCGGUGAAGCAACGUCUUGAGAUUUGGAUUUUCACAACAGCGCCGUACCCAGACUUUUCCCGUGUGCAUAGUGGUAUAGUUCCUAAUUACGUCUUACCUCUAAGUGAACUCUCAAAUCAUAGACAGAAAGAAAAGAAAAGGUCGACUUAAAAAGUAUUAACCAACAUGUACAACUGUUAAAAGACUACCUUAUUUUAAAGUGGCACGUAGGAACAUUUACAAAUAAGUUAUCAACAUUUAUUGCUGCUGAAGAGAUUAUUAUACAUUUAAAGAGGCAAACCUUUUUAAACCUUAACGCCUUUUCUGUUUUUGGGACAGAGCACCAUGGAAAAUACUUUUGAAUGAUAAUACAGACAUUUUGCUGCCAACAUGCUAUAAUCACAUUGGUAGAAAAUGUAUUUACAAAUGAUUAAAUAACCUUUAGCAAGGUAAUUCUAACCCCUUUAAAACCCCUUAUUUGUAUUUGUUUCCUUGCAUUGUAUGUUAUGGAUAAUCUUUAACAGGAAUAUGGUUCAGACUUGUGACCCAGGACAGGUAGUUUAUUGGGCCUCAGAGAGCUAAGAAAAGUAAUGAUAUAUACAAUUGACAUAACUAUUUUAAUAAAUACAUAAUCCACAUAGCAUUUCAAAUACUUUUUUGCAAACGUAUUCUGUGGGCUGCAUGAUUUUGUGAUACAAAUUCUAAUUACAGGGCCACAUUUGGAAUGUAUCUAAAACAAGACUUUCCAAAACUAGACAUCAUCAGAAUGAUUUUUGUCAAGGAAUCAUAUUUUUGUAUACAUACCUUUGCAGCAGACAUGUUAAAAACUUUUUUGCAAAGAAUCACUCAGUUGCUUAUUUCUUGCCUGGGUUCAAGUCUUUUUAGUUAACUGUACUCACAGGGACUGGAAUAUUAGCUAAAGGUACCAGUAACCUGGGCUUAUAAUUCUGUUUUAAUUGUCUUUCCAUGUGUUUAGACCAGACCUAUACGUAGAUUUGGUGUAUUCUGUCCUCGUGUGUUGUCCACCAGUAGCAGCACCAACGCAAUCUGGGUCUGUGUAAAUAAAUGUAGGGAAUUGAGGACUAUGAUUCCUGCGUAAUUAUUUAAGAAAAAAGGAUCAACAGUUUUAGAUCAAAGGUUCUUAAUGUGGGGGGGUCCAAGUAAACGGUAACACACAAAAAAUAUAUUCAUAAAAAUAUACCUUAUUGAUUCUUCCAGUGACUCAUUCCUGCUUUUAAAAUGCCUGUAUAUUAUUUGUAUUUUUUGGUUUAAUAUUGUGUGUAAAACAAAUGUCUGUCAGUAAGUUGAUGCCUUUCAGUUUGUAAAUAGAUACCAGUCUGUCUCUGCCUCACACCAGUCUUUAUCAAUCUCUCUGUCUGUCUGUCACCAACUCACCAAUUGCAGCCUUGUUUCCUUGAAUGCAAUGUGUUGACUUACAGGUCA
Esox lucius (northern pike) is the source of this 3934-nucleotide messenger RNA. It is a transcript of the gene hdc, whose product is annotated as histidine decarboxylase. The transcript has 11 exons. Gene Ontology annotation, biological process: L-histidine catabolic process; histamine biosynthetic process. The record is from RefSeq and is a predicted model, not a curated record. Gene Ontology annotation, molecular function: pyridoxal phosphate binding; histidine decarboxylase activity. The coding region runs from base 1 to 2295 and encodes 764 amino acids. Lineage: Eukaryota; Metazoa; Chordata; Actinopteri; Esociformes; Esocidae.